Cyphomyrmex costatus is the source of this 1632-nucleotide messenger RNA. It is a transcript of the gene Nop60B, whose product is annotated as dyskerin pseudouridine synthase 1 Nop60B. Gene Ontology annotation, molecular function: pseudouridine synthase activity; RNA binding. The transcript has 8 exons. Bases 94 to 1632 code for a protein of 512 amino acids. NCBI's taxonomy places the organism in Eukaryota, Metazoa, Arthropoda, Insecta, Hymenoptera, Formicidae. Gene Ontology annotation, cellular component: box H/ACA snoRNP complex. The record is from RefSeq and is a predicted model, not a curated record. Gene Ontology annotation, biological process: box H/ACA sno(s)RNA 3'-end processing; snRNA pseudouridine synthesis; rRNA pseudouridine synthesis.
GGCGCCGUACCGCAUUGGCGUAUUGCUUCCAUUUCAGUGAAUGUUUUACCAGUUUAACAAAGUUUCGGCAUUCCAGUUUUAACAAAUUUUGAAAUGGAAGAAGAGAAAAGUAAGAAAAAGGAUAAGAAGAUGACGACUAAAUACGAGAUCGAACCUUCGAAAAUGGAGGUGAAACUUGAAUGUAAAGACUGGCCUCUGUUAUUUAAGAAUUUUGAUAAAAUGUUGACACGCACGAAGCAUUUUACUCCAUUAACCAGUGGUUCUACCCCACUAAAUCGAAGCUUAUCAGAGUAUAUAAAAUCAGGCUGCAUCAAUUUGGACAAACCAUGUAAUCCAUCAUCGCAUGAAGUAGUAGCUUGGAUAAAGAAAAUCUUAAGAGUGGAGAAGACUGGUCAUUCUGGUACAUUGGAUCCCAAGGUAUCAGGAUGUUUGAUAGUCUGCAUAGAUAGAGCAACAAGACUAGCCAAGUCACAGCAGUCUGCCGGAAAGGAAUAUGUUGCUGUAUUUAAGCUUCAUUCUGCCGCAGAAAGUAUUCAAAAGGUGAAUCAAGCCUUGGAAAAAUUGCGCGGUGCUCUCUUCCAAAGGCCGCCGCUUAUAUCGGCGGUCAAGAGACAGCUCCGCGUCAGAACAGUUUACGACAGUUGGUUCCUCGAUUAUGACCAGGAACGCAAUAUGGGAGUAUUCCGUGUUAGUUGUGAAGCUGGCUCCUAUAUCAGAACUAUGUGUGUCCAUCUUGGGCUCUUCUUAGGUACCGGUUGUCACAUGCAAGAACUUCGAAGAAGUCGUUCUGGCGUUUUAUCUGAACAGGAUGGUAUGGUCAGUAUGCAGGAUAUUCUAGAUGCCCAAUGGCUAUAUGACAAUCAUGGAGAUGAAUCUUAUCUGAGAAGAGUUAUAAGACCAUUGGAAUCAUUGCUAAUAAAUCACAAAAGAAUCAUCAUGAAGGACAGCGCUGUAAAUGCAAUUUGUUACGGAGCUAAGAUAAUGUUACCAGGCGUUUUGAUGUAUGACCAAGGGAUAGAAUUGAAUGAGGAAAUUGUAAUCGUAACUACCAAGGGCGAAGCUGUAGCAGUUGCUAUAGCUUUGAUGUCUUCUCCAACCAUGGCCGCGUGUGAUCAUGGAGUAGUUGCAAAACUGAAAAGGGUAAUCAUGGAGAGAGAUUCAUAUCCAAGAAAAUGGGGUUUAGGACCAAAAGCAUCGCAGAAAAAACGUAUGGUAGCUGAAGGAUUGUUAGAUAAAUAUGGAAAACCAAAUGAAAAAACACCUCCUGAAUGGUCACAUAAUUAUCAAGAUUAUCAAAAUCUAGCAACAUCAUCAGUGACAACUGCUUCAUUGACUUCAACAACGACGGAAAAGAAUGGUGACGUAAUUGUUAGUAAAAAGAGGAAGAGAGAAAAUGAUACAAGUAUAGUAGACGAAGCAAAACAAGAAACGUCGGAGAUUUUAGAAACAUCAUCGCCGAAAGAUAAAAAAAAGAAAAAAGAAAAGAAGAAGAAGAAGGAGAAACAUGAGACGGAAGGCGAAGAGUCUGUUGUAAUGGAAGAAGUUACCAGUGGGGAAUCUAUGACAAAAGAAGAGAAAAAGAAGAAGAAAAAGAAAAAGAAGGAUAAAGAUCAAGAACCUAUGUCGAGUUAG